Cygnus atratus (black swan) is the source of this 815-nucleotide messenger RNA. RefSeq names its product thyroid hormone-inducible hepatic protein-like. Gene Ontology annotation, biological process: regulation of lipid biosynthetic process. Gene Ontology annotation, cellular component: cytosol. Bases 37 to 438 code for a protein of 133 amino acids. The record is from RefSeq and is a predicted model, not a curated record. The transcript has 2 exons. NCBI's taxonomy places the organism in Eukaryota, Metazoa, Chordata, Aves, Anseriformes, Anatidae.
GACACCCGGGGAGCAGUGGCAGAGGCGCUCAGGGCCAUGGAGCAGUACUUCUCGGCCACCCAGAAGAUGGAGCAGGAGGUGAUGUUCCCCAGCCUGCUGCGAGGGGUCUUCCCGCAGCAGGACCAGGACGGGGCGGCCCCGCACGAGGGCGGCCCCGCGGACCUGUACGAGCGCUACCAGCUCCUCAAGGCCAUCAAGCCCGUGGUGGAGCGAGGCCUGGCCUCCGUCACCGACCCGAGCCCCAGCGGGGACACCGACGGCGACGCCGACGCAGAUGACGCCGCCGUGGACGCUCGCCUGGAGGAGCGCCUGUCCCACCACCUGGCCGGCUUGCAGCAGGUCCUCACCCACCUCACCAGGGACACCAACGCCCUCACGCGCAGGUACAGCCAGAUCCUGGAGCAGAUCAGCCCCGGCGACGGGCAGCCCAGCUGGUGAACCUGCCGCGGCCUCCAGCCCCGCUCGGCCUCCUCGCACCGCGGCAGCUGACCUCCAGCGCCAGGACUGCCCGCCAGCCGCAGCCGGGACGCGCGGGGAACGCGAUGGGGCCGUAUCCUCAUAGGAAGAGCCAUCGGUUCCCUCCUGGGGCCACCAGCGGAGCUGCCCGCCUCGUGCCCUCCUCUUUAUUUUCAAAGAGCAGCAGCAGCAGCGGCGGCGGCGGCGGCGGCGGCGGCGGCGGCGGCGGCAGGCGGCGGCCUCGCUCUCUUGCACUGAGCUCUGCGGAGCCCCGGUGAACGCCGGAGCCGUUUCCAGCUGGUACCUGGACACGCGCGGGACUUUUCCCCUCUCUUUGCUAAUAAAAGGACCCCUCUGAA